Ostertagia ostertagi is the source of this 1041-nucleotide messenger RNA. The record is from the annotation of a GenBank genome assembly. NCBI's taxonomy places the organism in Eukaryota, Metazoa, Nematoda, Chromadorea, Rhabditida, Trichostrongylidae.
AUGUCGGAGAAGGAAGAGCGGCCGUCACUCCGGCCGGUUGCAUUCGCCGCGGUCGUCUUCUCGACCGUUGCACUAACAAGUUGUCUCCUCACUUUUCCAAUGAUACUACAUUAUGUGCAGACCCUCGAAUCUCAAGUACAACUCGAUCUGGAGUACUGUCAGGCUCGUGCACGAGACAUGUGGAAGGAAAUGCUGAACAUUGAGACUGGUGGCAAACGUGAUGUGGCGAAAUUGGCCGACAUUGUGAUGACUCACAGAAGACUGGAGAAAAGAGACACCCUUGCUGACUUCUGGGCGCGCCGUCUUCACGAUCAGGAGCUGCGUGACGAACCUGUUGGAUACGAUACUCCAUCAGCCGCUGUUGAAGCGGCGGUGCAAGGUGGCGGUGCACAAGGAUGUGAGUUUUCAUCACUGACGGCUGAGCGGCUUUCGCUGUCAUCUUAUCUUUCAGGCUGCACAUGUAAUCGCGGACCUCCUGGCCCACCUGGCGACCCUGGACGAGAUGGAGCAGAUGGCCUAGAUGGCAAUCCUGGCGAUAUUGGACCUCCUGGACCACCAGCACCUCCUGGUCCCGACCCCAUGUCACUGUUUCCACCGCAGUGCCCAUGUGAAGCGCCUCCUGGGGACCCUGGUCCUAAAGGACAACAAGGACCAGAUGGUCCUCCUGGCCCUCCGGGCGCACCUGGAGAGGAUGGCAAACCAGGAGAUCAAGGAGCACGUGGAAAUCCCGGAAUGCCUGGACCACCAGGUCCGACCGGUCGCCCAGGUCCACCUGGAGAGCCGGGUACUUACAAGACUGAAGUUGGACCAGCGGGAAGACCUGGCGCGCCUGGCCGUCCAGGGCCACCAGGCCAGCCUGGCCCACCUGGUGGACCGGGUCUGGACGGAAAACCAGGUGCGCAAGGACCUCCAGGCAUGCCAGGUCCUCCUGGACAACCUGGACAGAAUGGACAAGCCGGCCCUCCAGGACAGAAUGGAGAGAAUGGUGCUCCAGGCUCCUGCGAUCACUGUCCUCCUGCGAGACUCGCGCCCGGUUAUUGA